AUGAGUGAUUAUAACUUGCAAUUCAUAGGCAAUGUAUCUGAAGUCAAUGAUAGCCAAGAUGUAGGCCAACACACACAAAAUGAUGAUAAAGGUGAAGAAAUUCUUAUGAGGAUGAUUAGGGGAGAUUAUAACAUGACACCAAACCAUGCUGAUUGCGCGGUGAAUGAGAUGAAUGCAUCUAGAGGAUCUGUUAAUAGAAAUAUCGGAGAUAUGAGAUCAAAAACUGGACAUGGGACCAGGAAGAGGGCUGGAAAAAUCAAGAAAAAGAGGGGUAAAAAUAAGGUUAACUUUGCUCCUUAUGGCCCUGAGAAGAUGCUGUUUAACAAGUUUGGGCAGCCGGUUGCACUAGCUGAAACUGUUGCAAGGUUCUCAAGGGACCGGAAGGGUUGAAAGUGCAUGGG
This is a messenger RNA of Rosa chinensis, 401 nucleotides long. RefSeq lists its product as uncharacterized. Bases 1 to 390 code for a protein of 129 amino acids. Lineage: Eukaryota; Viridiplantae; Streptophyta; Magnoliopsida; Rosales; Rosaceae. The record is from RefSeq and is a predicted model, not a curated record. The transcript is spliced from 2 exons.